UAAGAAUACUGUUUUUUUUUUUAAAAUUAUUUUCCUUCGAAUUAUAUCUCUUUCUUUCCAAUCAUUUUACUCUCUCUCUCUCUCUAAUAAAUUUUCUUCCACUUUCUCUUUAAUAUAUUGGUACUUUUACUUUUUUUUUUUUUUUUUUUGUUUUCGGUUUUCUUUCAAUCUUCUUUAUAUUUUUUUUAGUUUUUCUAGUUUCCCGGCGAGGGUGAAGUAAGUAGAGGGGUAUGAGAAAGAAAUAUCUCGGCUUCUGCGAAACUCUUUCUCUUUCUAUUUCCGUUUUUUGUAUAUAUAAUUUUGAGUGAUCAAAGACAAAAACUUUGUUUGGAAUCAGCCCAGUCAAGUUAACUUCUUCAAUGGACUCUCUUUAACUACUUUCUUAUAUACCAUUUUUUUCUAAAAGGUAUUUCUUUUUCUUUUUUUUUUCUGCUUUCCUGUUUAUUUCUUCCCAGAAAUUGAUUGAAUGGAGCCAAGCUCAAAAGGUUUGAUAUCAAGUCAAUAUGAAGGUCCAUCUAAUACUCCUUUGGUCAACAUUUCUAGAAAGUGGGAAACUGGUGCAUGGGGGAUCCCACAUGGAACUGACGCAUAUCAUUCAUCAAGCGAUGCGAGCUUGUUUUCUAGCUCGUUACCUGUCCUUUCUCAUGAAAAAUUGAACUUCGCUGAUAUGGCGCAUUCUGGUCAAUCUGUUGAUGAGAACUCUCCUAAUUUAAGUAAGCUAGAGCUUGAAAAUGAAGGAAAGGACCCACUUGAAGAUGUUCAAACAAAUGCAAUUGGAAAUUUACUUCCUGAUGAUGAAGAGGAGCUCCUUGCCGGCAUAAUGGAUGACUUCGACUUAAGUGGGUUGCCUGGUCAGUUGGAGGACUUGGAAGAAUAUGAUGUCUUUGGUACUGGAGGGGGAAUGGAAUUGGAUUUUGAACCUCAAGAAAGCCUUAAUAUUGCUAUAUCAAAUAUUAACCUAUCUGAUGGGGUUCCUGCUAAUGGGAAUGGUCCUAACCCUCUUGCAAAUGGUGUGGGAACAGUGGCUGGGGAACAUCCAUAUGGCGAGCACCCUUCAAGAACAUUGUUUGUACGAAAUAUCAAUAGUAAUGUUGAAGACUCUGAAUUGAGAUCUCUCUUUGAGCAAUAUGGAGAUAUCAGAACUUUGUACACUGCAUGCAAGCAUAGGGGUUUUGUAAUGAUUUCAUAUUAUGAUAUUCGGGCUGCACGCACUGCAAUGCGUGCAUUACAAAAUAAGCCGCUAAGGCGAAGAAAACUGGACAUUCAUUUCUCAAUUCCCAAGGAUAACCCAUCAGAGAAAGAUAUAAAUCAGGGAACUCUUGUAGUAUUCAAUUUGGAUCCAUCAGUAUCAAAUGAUGACCUUCGCCAAAUAUUUGGGGCUUAUGGGGAGGUCAAAGAGAUCAGGGAAACACCACACAAGCGACACCAUAAGUUCAUAGAAUUUUAUGAUGUUCGAGCUGCAGAGGCAGCUCUUAGAGCAUUGAAUAGGAGUGACAUAGCUGGGAAACGCAUAAAGCUUGAACCUAGCCGCCCUGGUGGAGCUCGUCGAAACUUGAUGCAGCUGCUGAGUCAGGAGCUGGAACAAGAUGAAGCUCGAAGUUUUAGACAUCAUGUAGGUUCUCCAGUUGCGAACUCUCCUCCAGGUAACUGGGCACAAUUUGGCAACCCUGUUGAACAUAAUCCUUUGCAUGCUUUUAGUAAGUCUCCAGCUCUGGGAUCUUUCAGCCCUGUAAAUAACAAUAAUUUGCCUGGGUUAGCUUCAAUUCUCCCACAUCAUGUGCCUAACUCUCCUAAGAUUGCACCUAUUGGUAAGGACCAAGGGAAGACCAACCAUACAAACCAGAUUUUUACUAGUACUGGAGCAGUGCAAGGAGCAGCCUACCAGCAUUCUCAAUCCUUCUCUGAUCGGAAAUUAACUGCAAGUCCUGGACCAGUCUCUGGCUUUGGUGAAUCUAAUUCAAAUUCAUCCAGUGCUGGAACAUUGACUGGUCCUCAGUUUCUUUGGGGAAGUUCCACUCCUUACUCUGAGCAUGCUAGUUCUGCUUGGCCAACAUCAUCAGCAGCACAUCCCUUUUCUUCAAGUGGACAGGGUUUUCCAUACACAACUAGACAUGGCUCUUUCCUUGGUUCAAGGAACCACCACAAUGUAGGAUCUGCUCCUUCUGGUGUGCAUCUUGAUAGGCACUUUAGCUACCUCCCAGAGUCACCUGAAACAUCCUUUAUGAGCCCUGUUUCUUUUGCUGGUGUGGGUUUAAAUCGUAGCAAUGGAAGUUUAAUGAUGAAUAUUGGUGCUCGUGGAACUAUGGGUGUUGGUGUUGGUCUCCCAGGAAAUGUAACUGAAAAUGGCUCACUUAGUUUCAGAAUGAUGUCAAUUCCAAGGCACGGUCCUACUUUCCUUGGGAAUGGUUCUUAUCCUGGACAAGGAAUGGCUGGCAAUGAUGGGUUGGCUGACCGCAGUCGAAGUCAGCGAAUUGAAAAUAAUGGAAACCAGAUUGAUAACAAGAAGCAGUACCAGCUUGAUUUAGAUAAAAUAAUUAAUGGAGAAGAUACUAGGACCACUUUAAUGAUUAAAAAUAUCCCCAACAAGUAUACUUCAAAGAUGCUACUUGCUGCCAUUGAUGAAAAUCACAGAGGCACUUAUGAUUUUCUCUACUUGCCAAUUGAUUUCAAGAACAAGUGUAAUGUAGGUUAUGCCUUCAUCAAUAUGAUCUCUCCUUCACAUAUUAUCUCUUUUCACCAGGCUUUUAAUGGAAAGAAAUGGGAGAAGUUCAACAGCGAGAAGGUUGCAUCUCUGGCUUAUGCUCGAAUCCAGGGCAAGGCUGCCCUUGUGGCACAUUUCCAAAAUUCAAGCUUGAUGAAUGAAGAUAAGAGAUGCCGGCCAAUUCUGUUCCAUUCAGAGGGCCAGGAGACUGGUGAUCAGGAACAUUUCCUCUCUAGCAAUUUGAACAUCUGUAUUCGCCAACCAGAUGGGUCUUAUUCUGGGGAUUCAUUGGAAAGCCCGAAGGGCCUUGUAGAUGAGAAUCCAGAGAAGAGUUAACAAUGCAUUUGGAAAUCUUACUCUUAGCUUGAGAAAAAAUGGCUAGGAGUGCUAAAAUGUGGAUAGGUGUGUUAAGUGUAUAAAGUUGGCAGAGAAAUCAAAGAACAGGUGUAUGUUAUGCUUGUGUCAUGUGCAGUGUCUGCUUUUCAGUUACGGACACUCAAUGGUAAUUCACUAGAGAAGUCAAAAAUUAAAUGAGGCAGAAAGUGUUUUGUUUAUAUGUAGAGAAAGAAUUGUUUUUGAACCAGGGUUCCAAGAAUAAGGCGGAGCGUGAUGCUAAGAAUCGAAGUUUCAUCGCACCGGAAUGCGUGCAUGGAUCUCUGGGGUUUUUGCUUUUUUAAUCAUCGACAUUUCUUUACUAUGUCAUUUAUGUCAAUAUGCUGAUACUGUUACUUGUUUUGUAUGCAAAUCUUUGUUGGGGGAAUCCAAAUUCCAAGGUAAAGGGCUGUUUAUAAAUUGUAUAGGAGGGGGCCAAACAGACCCUAUAAUCCUGGUAAAUGUAAUGUGUAACAGUGUUGUGAACAUUUGUCUUGUAUUUGUCAAUAUUUACGUCUCUGUACAGAUAUUCCAAGCCUCUUUUUGUCUUCCUGUGUGUUUCCAGCACAAUUUUUUUUAAUUUAAAUUUAAUGGUCAACGAUGUAUAUUUCACUAAACAUUAUUUGAGAAACAUUACCAGGAAAAUAAGGGGUUUGCAGAAAACAUUAUUUAAUCCGCUUCAGAGAUUCAAUUGUAUGUGUAAUUGAAAUUGGAAAUAUAUA
Durio zibethinus is the source of this 3795-nucleotide messenger RNA. Lineage: Eukaryota; Viridiplantae; Streptophyta; Magnoliopsida; Malvales; Malvaceae. The record is from RefSeq and is a predicted model, not a curated record.